CCAACUUCUCUCUCUUCCUCGUUUUUUCUUGUGCCGCGUUGAUGCCACAACAAGUUGACGUUGAAGCCAUUGUCCGUGGCGGAGGCGACGCGAGGGACGCCUGCGAGACCCAGUUCGCGGUGGCGCAGCCCCCGGCGCCCGACGAUCCCGACUUCCCACCGGAGUCUGUGGUGGUGCCGGUCGGCGAUGAUGGCCUCGACUGGGCCGACGUGGGCGCCGCCGCCUAUGACCGCGACGACUCCACCAAGGGCAGCACGAACCCCAAGGCGCAGGCGCAGCAGUGGCAGCAUGCCAAGCCCCGGUCCAGGUCGCACCGCUUCUCCGGCGGCAUCCAGGCCAAGCACCCCAUCAUCGGCCUCCCCGGGAAGGUUCAGCAGCACUCCAGCUACCUCGGCCGCAGCGGCCACCGACCCGCCAGAGUACCGAUCUUCCCCAAGAAGCCUCCCGUCCCAGGCGCCGCCCGCGGGCGGAAGUCCACGGUGCCCGAGCAAGAGCCUGGGUCGCCCACGGUGUCGUGUAUCGGGAAGGUACUGUCCGAGACUGAGCGGAACCGGUACCCGAAGCGGCGCCGCCAAUCACCGGAGAAGGAGAAGAUGGAGAGGGUGGAGCCCACUGGGUUCUGGGCGAGUGUAACAGCAACCUUCUGCUGCGGCGGCGAGGAGAGCACGGCGACGGAGACGAUGCCGGGGGAUACGCCAGGGGAGGCGGCGGGGGAGAGGAGGAUAGCUGCGAAGCCGGCGACGGAGCCGCCGGCUCUGGGGGCGAUGAGGCGGUUCGCGUCGGGGCGGCGGCCGCUGCCGUUGGACAGGGAUGCGCCGGCGCGGGAUUGGCGGUGGUCGGUAGGGUCCGUGGAGGACGCGUGGCGUGAGCGGGAUCGGGAUCGGGAUUGGGAUGCCUCCGCCUCGUUUGACGGUGCGGACGGAAACAUGUUAAAGAGUCGAAAUGGAAUGUGGUAGUAUUUAUUAUGUUUUUGUUUCCGGUUUGAUGUCCUGGUCCGGUGUUUAGGCAGAAUUAGUGUUUGGGGAUUGUAUAAAUGAGGGAUUUAGUAUAAUGGUAUAUAUGAGAAGUGGAUUAGAGUGUUCCCUAAUUCUCUUGAUUGCUUCUCGUACGAGCCACUUGUCUAUGCAUCAAAAGAUCUUAUCGAAAAUUAUGCAUAAAUUGACAAGCUAGCAAAGUAGUAGUUACUUAUCUAUAUGCCUAACGUCUUAAAUAGAACAUUUAGUACCAUUAGUAAUUUAUGCUAGAAGAAGGAUGCUAAUCGUAAAGGGGCUAUACCUAAUAGCGUCGUUACCUACAAUAAGAAUGACGGCAUCCGCCCGUGGAAUAUCACAUUUGCAUUGUAUAAGUAUGAACUUGAGGGAGGUUUUAUUAAAAAUAAUUAGAAUGGUAUGGGGAGGGACAACACAUAAGGAUGGAGCCACAGUAGGGAAAGAAGAUUUUUUUUUGUUUUUUUUUUAGGGAAAAAUCUACAGGAUAUAACCACAGAAUAGGACAGACACUUUUUGAAGUGGUGGGAGAACUCAUCCAAUUUGUCCCAUUGUAGAUAAACUGGCUAGAUUAAACAUUCAGGACAAGGCAAUAAAGCAUAUGUGAUAUGAACAAGGCUUUCUUGCCAAACCGCAUAAGAUACAGGACAGAAGAUUAAUAAGGCAUCUCAAUGUUAAUAGUACCCAACUUUCAGCAUAAAUCAAGUCACCACGAGUAAAUGAGAGCAACCACCAAGUUAUUCAAUCAAAACAAAACUGGAGUUAAGGUCUAAAAAAUAUCAUGAUAUAAGCCGUAUUAAAUAAGAAACACGACAGAUCCAACAGUUCAUUGUUGACAACCUACAAAAAUUAAGUUCGUCAAGCACUAAGAAAAUAAACAGAUGAAGGGAAUUAAAUGAACUACAGUCUCCUCCCUCUUCUUCCAGCAUAAACAUUCAUUUAUUAUACAAAUUAAACUGUAGUAACAGCAAAAGCAACCCAAACAAGUUAAAGAAACACAAUCCU
Molecule: messenger RNA, 1991 nt
Organism: Musa acuminata AAA Group (dessert banana)
Lineage: Eukaryota; Viridiplantae; Streptophyta; Magnoliopsida; Zingiberales; Musaceae
Exons: 1
Coding region: 42-956 (304 amino acids)
Source: RefSeq, a predicted model, not a curated record